Lachancea mirantina is the source of this 477-nucleotide messenger RNA. The record is from the annotation of a GenBank genome assembly. NCBI's taxonomy places the organism in Eukaryota, Fungi, Ascomycota, Saccharomycetes, Saccharomycetales, Saccharomycetaceae.
AUGGAUUCAUCGAAUAUUACGAAUCCGCCUCUUCAAAAGAGACUGGAUUCGCGAAUCCCAAAAUCCUUCCCGUCGGUAAAGUCUGGCCCUGCCCCGAGACCGGCGACAAGAAACCACUGCGCCACCCCACCCAUUCCGCAUUGUCUUCCAGUUCGUUCAGGUCCUCCUCCAUGUGCUAGUGCUCUCCCCGCCCCUCGUGGUGCACCCCCAGGGUGUCCGGGUCUCGCUUUUCGCGCCCCUCUCUACCCGACGGGCGACAACGUCCGCGGGUCGUCACCGCCCAUCGCCAUCCCGUCCGCGUGCCUGCAGUUUUGCGCCUCCGCUUCGAAGCCACUCCGAACCGAUCACCGGCCACCGGGCGGGCUCCCCCUUUUCUUUUGCGCCGCAGCCGUGCGCUGUCUUCUGCGUGCCGGAGUCGAACCAGACGGUAAGCCGGCAGUCAUCUCGCAUUUGAAUCUUCGGGCGCAUCUCGCCUGA